Messenger RNA from Brassica oleracea var. oleracea, 507 nucleotides. RefSeq names its product photosystem II 5 kDa protein, chloroplastic. NCBI's taxonomy places the organism in Eukaryota, Viridiplantae, Streptophyta, Magnoliopsida, Brassicales, Brassicaceae. The record is from RefSeq and is a predicted model, not a curated record. The coding region runs from base 61 to 369 and encodes 102 amino acids. The transcript has a single exon.
UCACUGGGCGAUCAGAGAACAGAGAGAGACUAAGAGAUCGCAUCAACAUCACAAUUUGCUAUGGCGUCAAUGACCAUGACAUCUUCAUUUCUCCCUGCCGUCUCAAAGCUUCCAGCAACCGUCUCCGGCAGCGACAGACGAAGCCUCACUGUUGUCAAAGCCUCCACGAGCGAGAACACAACCAAGAAAGAACAGACCAUGAAGAUGAGGAGGGAUCUAAUGUUCACAGCUGCAGCUGCGGCUGUGUGCUCCUUAGCCAAGGUGGCCAUGGCAGAAGAAGAAGAACCCAAGAGAGGGACAGAAGCAGCCAAGAAAAAGUAUGCUCCUGUCUGCGUCACAAUGCCUACCGCCAAGAUUUGCCGUAACUAAGUUCACUAUUUUCACCAACUUAACUAUAUAUAUAUAUAUAUAUUAUAUCCACUCCAUGUGUCUCUGUUGGUAUUGUAAUGAUCAUAUUUGAUCAAAUCUAUUAAAACCCUUUGUUAAUGUACUUGAAUGGUCCACUGA